AUGUCGACAUCAACGAUGUCGCUCACCGCGACUCCCGCUAAGCGUUCGCCGCUUCUCGCCGGAGAGAAGAAAUCUAACAUCGAUUUCCCGCCGAGCGAAUCUCUUGCGAACGGCAGAGAUCCGAUCCGCGCCGAGGCCGUCGUCGAUCGAUCUCAAAGCCAAGAGUUAGGUCCCGUAACGAGGAGAUCUGUUUCCGCCGCGACGGGAACAACAACGACAACAAACACAACCGCCACGCAGCGGCGGACGCGGAAGGUAGCGACGCCAAAGACGGAGAAAGCGCGGUGGAAGAGAGUGGUGAGGAUAUUCGCUAAGCAGCUUAUUGCUCUUCUGAUCAUCGUUGGAUUGAUUCAGGUGACGAGGAAAGUGAUUCUGAAAGUGACUUCUUCUUCUUCGUCCUUUGAAACGACGGCGUUUUCGGGGUUGGAGAGGAGAAUUGCGGAAGUGGAUGGACUUGUAAAGGCCACGACGAGUAAAAUGCAGGUUCAAGUUGAGUUACUUGAUAAGAAGAUGGAAAAGGAAGCGAAAGCGUUGAGGCAAGAGCUUGAGAAGAAAGCCUCGACGUUCCAUAACGAGUUGAAGAAGAUAGAGUCUAGAACCGAGUCGUUAGAGAAGUCAGUAGAAGAAGUAAAUGCGAAACCUUUUGUGUCUAGAGAUGAGUUAGACAAGAUUUACGGGGAAUUGAAGAAAGGUAAUGUCGAUGCGUUUAGCGAGGUUGGCAUCGAUGAGUUGAGGGCGUAUGCUCGUGAGAUGAUGGAGAAAGAGAUUGAAAAGCAUGCUGCUGAUGGACUUGGUAGAGUGGAUUACGCGUUGGCUUCUGGUGGUGGGUUUGUGAUGAAGCAUUCAGAUCCGUUUCUUGUUGGGAAAGGGAGUAAUUGGUUUGCGACAAUUGGUGGACGUGCUCAUGCCAAUGCGGUUAAGAUGUUGUCUCCGAGUUUUGGGGAGCCUGGUCAGUGUUUUGCGCUGAAAGGUAGUAAUGGUUAUGUUCAGAUCAGGCUGAGAGGGCCUAUUGUUCCAGAGGCUUUCACCUUGGAGCAUGUAGCUAAGAACGUGGCAUACGACAGAUCGAGUGCUCCAAAAGAUUGUCUCGUAUCAGGAUGGCUGCAAGGAAUAGGACAGGAACUCUCAGACGAGACAGGGAAGAUGCAACUUCUAACAGAGUUCACUUACGACUUAGACAGGUCGAACGCACAGACAUUCAACGUUUUAGACUCACCAGACUCUGGUCUUAUCGAUACUGUCAGGCUAGACUUCACCUCCAACCAUGGAAGCAACUCUCACACUUGCAUCUAUAGGUUCAGAGUUCAUGGGCGUGCACCAGACCCAGUCUCUGUUAUGGAAACCCAGUCUUGAUCAGGACAUUUCACCUGGAACUGAAAAAAUCAUCUUGUCUUUUCUUUAAUCCACAUCUCUUUUGUUGCCUGUUUAUUGAAUAGAAAAAAAAAGCAUCAGAUUCUUGUGAAAAAAAAGAAAACAGUAGAGAACUGUAUGGUUUACAGCUACCUUUUAGUUUGUUUGGUUUACUGUCUUUGUGAUAUCCAGUUGAUUUUGUUUAAUCCAUAAAACGCAUCUUACCUGCCAUAUAUUUUGGAUAUGAUAUCUUCAAAGAAUAUCACACCAACUUGCCUAUGCAGUAAACGCCAUUAUUC
Molecule: messenger RNA, 1649 nt
Organism: Eruca vesicaria subsp. sativa (arugula)
Lineage: Eukaryota; Viridiplantae; Streptophyta; Magnoliopsida; Brassicales; Brassicaceae
Source: the annotation of a GenBank genome assembly